This is a messenger RNA of Sarcophilus harrisii (Tasmanian devil), 2746 nucleotides long. RefSeq names its product homeobox D8 (gene HOXD8). Gene Ontology annotation, cellular component: nucleus. Lineage: Eukaryota; Metazoa; Chordata; Mammalia; Dasyuromorphia; Dasyuridae. The transcript has 2 exons. The coding region runs from base 587 to 1519 and encodes 310 amino acids. Gene Ontology annotation, biological process: regulation of transcription by RNA polymerase II. Gene Ontology annotation, molecular function: DNA-binding transcription factor activity, RNA polymerase II-specific; RNA polymerase II transcription regulatory region sequence-specific DNA binding. The record is from RefSeq and is a predicted model, not a curated record.
UGAGGGAGGAGGUGAGGGGUGGCAGUGAAAGUUUUUUUUUCCUUUUUUUUUUUUCCUUUCGCCUCCGGUGCGGUAAAUGUAAACUGAAGCCAAAGAUUCCCCCCUGCGCUUAGGUGCACUUUUUUUUCCCCUGAUACACUCAGGGCUGCCUUGUGCCUAAUAGGAAACAGUGGAGGCAGUGGGGCAGGUCACCCCGGGCGCCGCCGAUUAUAUUGCAGCCCCGGCCACGGCGCGCGCGGAGAGGCAGAGAGAGUGGCGCGCGGGGCAGAACCAAGAGGGCGCGCGGGGGCUGGGCGCAGCCGGGUAGCGCGCGGGGGGCCCAGAUCUAGAGAGCGGGCGCAAAAGCCACAGAGGCGCGCGGCGCUGGGGUCAUAAACGCCCAAGAUUAGAGCCUUUCGGCUCCCCGGCCCUCGGAGGUUGCAGCGACGUAGCGGCGGCGGCGACGGCAGCAGCAGCAUAAAGGGCACUCGGCCGCUCCCUCGAGCUUCCUCCCGCGCGCACUCCUCGCCCGGCCCGGGGCCGCCCUCUCGCUCCGUUGUAGCCGCCGCCGCCCCAGCCCCAGCCCCUGCGCGCGCCACUCGCCCCGAUGAGCUCCUAUUUUGUGAACCCGCUGUACUCCAAGUACAAGGCGGCGGCAGCAGCGGCGGCGGCGGCGGCGGCGGCGGCGGCGGGCGAGGCCAUCAAUCCCACAUACUACGACUGUCACUUUGCACCCGAUGUCAGCGGCCGCCACGCCGCCGCCGCCGCCGCCGCCGCCGCCCUACAGCUGUAUAGUAACAGCGCCGCCGGCUUCCAGCAUCACCACCAUCACCACCACCACCACCAGCCGCAGCAGCAGCCGCCGCCGCCGCAACCUCAGCAGCAGCCUCACCCAGGACCAGCUAGCGGCGGCGGCGGGGGCCCGGACUACUACCAUCCCGCCGGGGGGAGUCCGGCCUCUGCCUACCAACCGGCCCCCCCUCCUCCUCCGCAUCCUCCUCCUCCGCCUCCGCCUCCUCCGCCGCCGCCUCCCCCCUGCAGUGGGAUUGCCUGUCACGGGGAGCCCGCUAAAUUUUACGGAUACGAUAACUUACAGAGACAGCCGAUUUUUACGACCCAGCAAGAGGCCGAGCUGGUACAAUAUCCUGACUGUAAAUCGUCCAGUGGUAAUAUUGGCGAGGACCCAGACCACUUAAAUCAGAGCUCGUCUCCUUCUCAAAUGUUUCCCUGGAUGAGACCACAAGCAGCUCCUGGUAGGAGGAGAGGAAGACAAACGUACAGUCGUUUCCAAACGCUAGAGCUGGAAAAGGAAUUCCUUUUUAACCCUUAUCUGACCAGGAAGAGAAGGAUUGAGGUUUCCCACGCUCUAGGACUCACCGAGAGGCAGGUAAAGAUAUGGUUUCAGAACAGGAGAAUGAAAUGGAAAAAAGAGAACAACAAGGACAAAUUUCCAGUUUCCAGGCAGGAGGGGAAAGAAGGGGAAACAAAAACAGAAGCACAUGAUUUGGAAGAGGACAGAGCUGAAGGCCAGACAAAUUAACUUAUGCCUUUAAAAAUUUACCGUAGACUAUUAAAAAUAAUGAUCAACAUAUGCUGGUGAACGCCACCUGUUUUCUUUGUUGUAAAGGAUUCUUCCUGUAUUUCAAGCUACCCUAAUGUCACUGCUCUAGAUGUUUCUAUGCUUUAAGAGGUGUUUGAGUUUUUUUUUUUUUUUAAAUCAGAGAAUAGAAACAAUUAGCUGUGGCUUUUUUUUUUUUUUUGGUGGAAAUUUGAUAAUGACUUUGUAGCAAUAUUUUUAAAUUGCAAUUUUCAAUAUCUAAGCUGAUGAUUUGCCUCAACAACAUAAACUUCCUAAUGAUAAGCACGAAUAGUUGAACCUAAAAUGCUUUAUUAAUCGAAACAAGUGCACUUGAACAUUUUAAAACUUUUUUUCUUGUGGUGAGUAAAUUAAAAGAAAUCUAUUAGUUUUUAUGAAGAAAUUAUGUCAGCAGAAUAUUUACUUUAUAUUAUUUGAUUAAAAUAAAUGUAAAAUGUUUUAUUUAUGUUUUUUUUUUCCCUUACGCUUUUGUAAUGAAUGGCUUUGUUGCCUUUUGUUUAUUUCUAGAGCUUUUUUUUUUUUUUGGCAUUUAUAUACAUAUAUAUAUAUAUAAUAUCUCGGGGAAAAGUUUGGGCCAAAUAUCUUAAAAGCACAAUAUAACUGCAAAAGUGCACUCUAUAUAUAGUCUGGGGACUUGAAAAAGCACUUAAGUUUAUGGAAACUGUACCGGUGACAAAAGUUUUACUGCAACGUCAAAGUUGACAAUUAAUCUUUUGUUAAAUUCCAUGCAAAUUAUGGCAACUAAAUCAUCUAAUGAAUGAAUACUUGAAAAGCAAAUGAUAUCAUUCUUGAUCACUAUUCAUGCCGGGCCAGUUGCACGGUAAAAUACUACUUCAUUCUCAAUUUUCCUUCUAUUUUCUGUUUGAACCGCUGUUGUAAUUUCCCUAAGUCACUUAUUUGUACCGACUCCGUGAUUUUUCUUUGUUUAUAGAGUAGGUGCCAUAUUUAUUUGUAUUACCUGCAUUUUAUUAAUGAGAUCAUGUUGAGCUAACUGAAAACUACGACUCCACUUGUGUUAGCUGGUACGUCUUCAAGUUUCAUCCAUGAAAACAAUGGCUCCACCUAUUUGAAAUGAACACUGUGAUCAAACAUCUAAAAUGCUUGUGUAACUAACACCCGCUAAUAGAACAUAUCUAUCCCUUCAAUAAAAACAAAACCAAACAGAAAGGA